Acanthoscelides obtectus is the source of this 150-nucleotide messenger RNA. The record is from the annotation of a GenBank genome assembly. NCBI's taxonomy places the organism in Eukaryota, Metazoa, Arthropoda, Insecta, Coleoptera, Chrysomelidae.
AUGACUCCAAGAGUGAGAAGGAGACGUGGUGAAAGACUUAUGGUAUGGGUAGCGGAGCCUCAUCCUAUUCCAUACCUAAACACCAUCCAAAACCCGAUUUUUCAGCAAGACAAUGCCAGACUGCAUCAGCCAGUUGACGAAUCAAGCUGA